Molecule: messenger RNA, 2084 nt
Organism: Populus trichocarpa (black cottonwood)
Lineage: Eukaryota; Viridiplantae; Streptophyta; Magnoliopsida; Malpighiales; Salicaceae
Product: transcription initiation factor IIE subunit alpha
Exons: 10
Coding region: 142-1578 (478 amino acids)
Biological process (GO): transcription initiation at RNA polymerase II promoter; transcription open complex formation at RNA polymerase II promoter
Cellular component (GO): transcription factor TFIIE complex
Source: RefSeq, a predicted model, not a curated record
CAAACCCAAACCAACCCAAGUGCGCCUCCCCCGUCUCUCUCUCCCUGCGAUCGAUAUCUAUGAGAAAAUCAAAAUCUCGAGUGACAAUAGUAUUGAAAUAAAAUCAGAAAACUUGAAAGAGAAUCUAUUCAAUUAUUGCACAUGGACAUGAACACGACGAUAAGCGUUGAGCCUUUCAAGCGGCUUGUAAAGCUUGCGGCUCGAGCAUUUUAUGAUGAUGUAUCAACAAAAGGAGAAAAUCAGUCCAAAAACAACGCUCGCGGCGACAACAAAGGCAUUGCCGUCGUCGUUCUUGAUGCUCUCACCAGGCGACUAUGGGUUAACGAAGAAGGUUUGGCUAAAGACUUGAAAAUACACAUUAAGCAACUUCGUCGGAUUCUCCGCCUUUUUGAGGAAGAUAAACUCCUCACCCGUGCUCAUAGGAAAGAGACAGCAAAGGUUACGAAGAAACCGAAUGCUGGCGGUGCUGAUAGUCAAAGAAAGUUUGGUAGUAGAGAGGAUGAUAAAAACAAGCUCCAUACUCACUCUUAUUGUUGUCUAGAUUAUGCGCAGAUAUAUGAUGUUGUUAGGUAUAGAUUGCACCGCAUGAGGAAAAUGAUCAAGGAUGAAUUGGAGAACAAUAACGCUGUUCAACAGUAUAUAUGCCCCAUCUGUGAAAGAAGAUACAAUGCUUUGGAUGCACUGCGCUUGAUUUCUCUAGUUGAUGAAGACUUCCACUGUGAGAAUUGUGAUGGGGUACUUGUGGCUGAAAGUGACAAGUUGGCUGCCCAAGAAGGAGGAGAUGGAGAUGACAAUGCAAGGAAGCGGAGGCGUGAAAAAUUGAAAGACAUGCUUCAAAAUAUGGAGGUACAACUUAAGCCAUUGAUGGAUCAACUUAGCAGAGUGAAAGAUCUACCUAUUCCUGAAAUUGGAAGUCUUCAAGCAUGGCAACUUCAUGAAAAUGCUGCUGGGCGUGCGACAAAUGGUGAUCCUAAUUCCGAUGAUCAUUUCAAAUAUUCUCAAGGACCAGGGUAUGGUGGAACACCAAUGCCAUUUCUUGGCGAGACAAAGGUCGAAGUCGCCUUUGCUGGUGAUGAAAGCAAAGAGAAUAUCAAAUCUGAAACUGCAAGUACAAGUCUAAAAGUAUUACCACCAUGGAUGAUCAAGCAGGGAAUGAACCUUACAAAGGAGCAACGUGGAGAGGUCAAGCAGGAGAGUAAGAUGGAUAGCAGUUCGACAGCUGUAGAAUUCUCAGAUGAAAAGAAGUCUGCUAAAGUGAAUGGUGAUAGUAUAAAGGAGGAGUAUGUUAAAGCUUAUUAUGCUGCUCUGCUUGAACAACAAAGACAGGCAGAAGAAUCUGCUAAGCAACAACAAGAGUUGUCUCAGACAUCCAUGUCCAAUGGCCUUUCUGAAUCAUCUUCUAAUCGUCAAGUGGGCAUGAAAUCCAAACGUGAGGAGGGUGAGGGAGAUGAUGAUGUUGAAUGGGAAGAGGCUCCAAUUGAAGGCAAUACAAGUGAAAGUUACAGGCUCAAUGAUUUGAAUGAUGAAGCACCAGCUUCUGGAGAGGAGGAUGAUGAUAUAGACUGGGAAGAAGGUUGAGGGAGCACUGGUUUUACUGAUAGUUGCUUAACACAUGCCAUGCACCAGAAUUGCUUUGCCGUAUAAGUUAGCACUGGUUUUAUGUUCUUCCCGAAUUCCUGAGGAACAAUUAAUGAAACCUCUUCCCUACCUAGCAAGGAGCUUCUGGUCUGCAUUUGCAGUCAAAGGUGAAGUGUAGCAGACCAAGUGUCUUCUGCUUGGUCCAUUGUCUGAAGAUUUUCUUUUCUUCUGACGAGCUUUAAUGCCAUCUUGUCACUAACAUGAAACUGAGUUUUAGUGACAAUCGCUUGAAAAUUCUAGAUACUAGAUGCCUUUUAUAUAUAUAUUGUGGCCAAAAAAUUGCUAUCAUGUGUAGUAACAUUGAUGCAAUUUAGUUUUUUUUAUUGACAGUCAAUUUAAUGUUAUUUACUCCGAGCGCCAUGAAAAAAACAGUGUAAAAGCUGGUAUAAUGGGCGCCGCCGUUGAAUAAACGGUGCCCAAUAUGUAUAAUAAGGCGGUUUCUAUAA